Peronospora belbahrii is the source of this 369-nucleotide messenger RNA. Lineage: Eukaryota; Oomycota; Peronosporomycetes; Peronosporales; Peronosporaceae. The record is from the annotation of a GenBank genome assembly.
AUGGAAAAGUAUCAUGCCGUCAUGUGUCAAAUAGGGUUUGAAGUGGCCAAACUGUUUGCUGAAGCUGCAGGAGAAAAGGGCAUAUUUGAUGGACCGGGGAUGUUUCAUAAGCCCAUGGCAGCCUUACGACUAUUGCAUUAUGCUCCCGAGAAAUCAGAUGUGGACAAAGGUGUUUACGGAGCUGGAGCUCAUACAUAUUAUGGGUUAAUCACGUUGUUGUCCACAGAUACUACUGAGGGGUUGCAGAUUUUUCAUGACGGACAGUGGAUUGAUGUGCCACCACGUGAAAACGCCUUUGUAGUGAAUAUUGGAGACAUGAGGAGAGGUUCACGAACGGCAAGUUCAAGUCAACCUUGCAUCGGGUGGUAA